Molecule: messenger RNA, 945 nt
Organism: Podospora pseudopauciseta
Lineage: Eukaryota; Fungi; Ascomycota; Sordariomycetes; Sordariales; Podosporaceae
Gene: CAP1
Product: F-actin-capping protein subunit alpha
Exons: 4
Coding region: 1-945 (314 amino acids)
Biological process (GO): barbed-end actin filament capping; actin cytoskeleton organization
Cellular component (GO): actin cortical patch; F-actin capping protein complex
Molecular function (GO): actin filament binding
Source: RefSeq, a predicted model, not a curated record
AUGUCCUCCAACACGGCCAUCAUCUCCUCCUUUGUGGAGGGAGCUCCGCCAGGAGAGGCAUGUCUUUUCUUCUGCACUCCUCUCUUGCUACAGCCGGUCCCCGAACUCCCGAUUCUACCGAAACGAGCGACACCUUCUUCUGCCCUUGAUCUACACCCAUGUUGGUCCAGAACGACUCGACUAACUGUGCGAGUAGACAUCAAAGCUAUCACCGGUCCAGACCCCAACCUCAUCAAGAACCUCUCUCCUGCGUUCCAAAAGUACAACGAAGAGCAGUUCAUCACCGCGAAGCUCCCGGGUGGAAGCAGCCAGGUGAUCAUCAGCGAGUUUAGCGCGCUGGGGGAGGGGAGGUACUUUGAUUCGGAGAGCCAGAGCUCGUUUGAGUUUGAUCACUCGACGGGCAAGGCGGCGAAUGUGCAGAGUCAUGUUCUGGAGGGGGAGCAAGCCUCGUUGGUGAAAUCAACCCUCAGCACUGUGGGCACCUACGUCAAGGAGCACUACCCCAACGCUGCGUACGGGGCUUACCCGAUCGAGAAUGACACCAAGGUCGCGGUGGUGAUUGUGGCUAAUAAGUAUAGUCCUCAUAACUUUUGGAACGGCCGCUGGCGCUCGUUUUACAUUUAUGAUCCCUCGUCAAACUCCUUGGAGGGAUCCAUCAAGGUUGAUGUGCACUAUUAUGAGGAUGGAAACGUGAGGCUGCUGACGGACAAGAAGGUGAGUGCUUCUGUGUCUGCCGGCCGGGCUGCGGAUGGGAUCGCGAGGGAGAUUUCCACGGCGGAGAAGAAGUACCAGGAGGAUCUGAACAGGAGUUUUACGCAGCUGAGUGAGGGGGCGUUUAAGGCGCUGAGGAGGCAGUUGCCGGUGACGAGGCAGAAGAUUGAGUGGGACAAGGUGGCCAGUUAUAGGUUGGGGCAGGAUAUUGGGGGGGGUUCUGUGAGGAGAUAG